This is a messenger RNA of Scophthalmus maximus (turbot), 2437 nucleotides long. It is a transcript of the gene zbtb8a, whose product is annotated as zinc finger and BTB domain containing 8A. Bases 607 to 1797 code for a protein of 396 amino acids. Gene Ontology annotation, biological process: regulation of transcription by RNA polymerase II. The transcript is spliced from 4 exons. The record is from RefSeq and is a predicted model, not a curated record. Gene Ontology annotation, molecular function: RNA polymerase II cis-regulatory region sequence-specific DNA binding; DNA-binding transcription factor activity, RNA polymerase II-specific; protein binding. Lineage: Eukaryota; Metazoa; Chordata; Actinopteri; Pleuronectiformes; Scophthalmidae.
CAUUUCUUUUCUCUCCCCCCCCUAUUGUGCGCCGCUGGCUGGAGCCUGAAGUGGGCGUCGCUCCAGGACAGGACAGGCUGGGCUGCUCCGGCGCGCCGCCGCCGGCCGCCGGCCGCCGCCCGCUCUCCUCUCGCAGGACUGCAGCACUCUCGUGCCGCUUCUUAUUUGUGGGUCGGCCGGUGUCUGAAUCGGCGGAGACUUGUGCACAGUAAAAGAUAAUGGAUGAGUGUGUGUGUGUGUGGGGGGGGGGGGUUCUGUGUGGGCACCGUGGAGGUUCUGCAGCCGGGCGUCGCGUCGUGGGUCGUCGGGCGCUGCGGUCGAGCCUGUCAGCGAACAUCGCAUAAUCACAAGUGAGAGCGUGUAAAACGAGGAGUGCUCCGCGGCUAAAUAGGUUCACGUAGAAGAAGAGGAACUACCCUGCAAACAAGGCAGCCUCAGAGGUGGUUCAACACCGCCGACAUCACAGUGUCUCACCAGAGCAACUUGCUGAAGCAGCUCAACCAGCAGCGCCGGCAGGAGCUCUUCUGCGACUGCAGUGUGCUGGUGGAGGGCCAGCUCUUCAGGGCCCACCGCAACGUCCUGUUCGCCAGCAGCGGCUACUUUCGCAUGCUCCUGUCCCAGGGGCCCGAUGGGCUGUCGGAGUCCGUCAACGCCACCUUCGAUGUCUUCAGCCCGGAGACCUUCACCGUCAUCCUGGAUUUCAUCUACUCGGGCCAGCUGGACCUGUCCAGUCACAACGUGAUUGAGGUGAUGUCCGCAGCCAGCUACUUGCAGAUGAACAACGUCAUCAGCUACUGCAAGAACUUCAUCAAGUCCUCGUUGGACAUCAGUGUGAAAGAUGAAGACAGUGACCGCUGCCUCAGCUUGUCUGAGACCUGCAGCUUCACCAGUGGAGCAGGCGAAGAGGCCUCGGAGCAGCAGCAGCAGGGGGGCCCCUGCUCAGUCAGUCCACCACCUGCGCUCUGGACCAGGGAUAACUCCAGAUCCCAGUCUGGCUUUUUGGGCAAGGACAUAGACCAGGAGGCUUUAUCCUUAGUCAUGAAGACAAACCCAAACAGCCCUGCUAAUGAGCUCAGUGCAGAGGCAGAGGACCUGCAGGACCCCCUGGACCCUCUGUACACCUUGCCCGGACCAGAGUGCCGGCGAGGUAAAGGAGGAACCAAGAGGAGAGCGCCCAACAGCGCCCACUCCAACCAGCACGAGGACUUGGACAUCGAGGAGGCGAGGACACAAAAGGCUGAGAAGGCAGAGGAGCUGUAUGCAACUCUACCACAGAUUGUCGGUGUGAUGGGACAUUUUAAUAAAGACUCCAACCCCAUCAUGCGCUUCAAAUGCCCCUUUUGCACCCACACGGUGAAGAGGAAGGCGGACCUGAAGCGUCACUUGCGCUGUCACACUGGGGAGAGGCCAUACCCCUGUCAGGCCUGCAAUAAACGCUUCACUCGCCUCGAGCACCUCCGUAGCCAUUUUGAGACGAUCCAUCAAGCCAGGAAGCUGGUGUGCAGGAAGUGCAAGUGUCAAGUGACUGAGGAGACGGGGCAUGUGGUGUGUGAGGGCACGCGGCGCUACCGCAUGUGCACCGUGUGCAUCCAGGAAGUGGGCUGCGACAACAUCCCCAUGGACGGUCUAGAGGGGGCCAACGACGAGCCGGCCCUGCUGCUGGGCGUGGACGGGGAGGAGGAGGGGGACAGCAAGAGGAGCUGGAUGGUAACCGACGACGACGAUGACCUGGCUGAGGACUCGGGGGCUGACCUCAUCAUCCAACAAGUGGACGACAGCGACGAGGAGCUGCAGUGAAAUGGGACCAAAGUGUAUGUGUGUGUGUGUGUGUGUGUGUGUGUGUGUGUGUGUGUGUGUGUGUGUGUGUGUGUGUGUGUGUGUGUGUGUUUGCGCGCGUGUUAAAUCCAUGCAAUAGAAUUUAUGCAUAAAAACAAAUGAUCCACUAAUGUAAAUACACACAUUUAUGAUGUAUUAGUUGAUACAACUGGUUAUCUGCCAUCUUUACUUUCAAUGGGAUUUUUGACCUUUUUUGACAAAAUAUGGAAUGCUUUUUGUUAAGCCUCAUAAAGAUAUGCACUAUCCAAAGCAUGCAUAUUCAGUGUUUCCUCUGCUUCUAUUAUAUUUAUAUUAUUACUCUUUCAAAGACUGUUUUUUUUCAUAUGCAUGGAAGAACACCUUUGUACUUUAUCGGGACUCUGCUUUGAUUGCUGGUGUCCAAGCAAAACAAAGUGACAGAAUGGUGAAUCUACUAUUUCUCUACUCCGUGUAGUGAAAGCUGAGAGAAGACUUUUUUCCCUUUUCCACGUUUCACAGUUGCAAUUCUUUUUAUGAGUAUGUAUGAUUAUGGUAUACACUAUUAUAUGAAGCCAAUUAUAAUUUAUUUGUGUCUUUGUUUUUUACUUUUUUGACAUAUUAAAGAUAUUUUUAUACAAGUUUG